Aplosporella prunicola CBS 121167 is the source of this 578-nucleotide messenger RNA. RefSeq lists its product as uncharacterized. The transcript has a single exon. Bases 133 to 441 code for a protein of 102 amino acids. The record is from RefSeq and is a predicted model, not a curated record. NCBI's taxonomy places the organism in Eukaryota, Fungi, Ascomycota, Dothideomycetes, Botryosphaeriales, Aplosporellaceae.
CGAGCGUAACGUCUCUGCGCACCCACCCACCCCUUCCUAUUACGCACAAUACUACCUACUAAGUGAUUGUGCGGUCUUGACGUCUCCAUCGACGUGAGACAUGCUCUGCUACUCUACUUACCUAAGACGCCGAUGUCACUGUGUCGUCGUUUCGGCCUGGCCGCCUGGAUUCGAUUCGCAUCGCCUGAUUGUUUGUCUGAGUGCUGGACUGAUGGAGUGUGCUUGCGUGUGCGCUCCCGUCUGCUGCCUUGUUGGUUCUCUGUUUCUCUGUCGUCGUCAUGUUUCGUCUUGGGCUGCAUCUUCGUCUUUGGCUUCGUCUGCGUCUCUUUCGCUGCCGCUUCGUGUCGUCGAGUCCUUAGUAUCUCUCUCUCUCUCUCUCUAGGCUCUCCACGGUCUUGCUCGUUACCAUAUCCUAGCCCUCAUUCUCCAGCACCACCAUGACCGGCCUGUCCUACCACAUGCACGCCUGACCCGUCUUCGUCCUUUUCUCCCUCGCCAGCCAGCGACAACCCCUCCAAUGAAUGAGCCGAGCCACCAAUCGGCUAGGCCCGUCUGUCUAUCCCUCCUCUUCCUCUCUG